Molecule: messenger RNA, 2499 nt
Organism: Oncorhynchus masou masou (cherry salmon)
Lineage: Eukaryota; Metazoa; Chordata; Actinopteri; Salmoniformes; Salmonidae
Product: nucleobindin-2-like
Exons: 13
Coding region: 443-1813 (456 amino acids)
Cellular component (GO): extracellular exosome; endoplasmic reticulum-Golgi intermediate compartment
Molecular function (GO): calcium ion binding
Source: RefSeq, a predicted model, not a curated record
CUAUUCGAUUUCGACACCCUCUCAUAGCCCUCCAUGCAAAAAAGGGCUUAUCUCACGCGGACAUAUUUUGGGCGCAGUAAAUCCUCUCGCUUCGCCUCUUCCUCUCUGACGAGACCACUGAACGACAGUUUAUUAAGAACCGACGGGAUGGAGACGCUGAGGUAUAAUAAUGCCGCGUUCAUGUGAUAGUCGGAACUGGGAACCUCAAAACUAGCAAACUCGGAAAUGUACGAAUGUCCUAGUUCCGAAUAGUAGUUGAACGCGUUAUAAGAACGGACGGUACCAUACAAUCGGUCACACAUAGUCGCUUAUUUUUGACGUCAUUUUCGGCUGCGACGCAAAAUAUAUAUUUUUCAUUUCGGAAAGCUUUCGGUAAAGGAAGUAACGUUAGCUGGCUAAUACAUCGGGCAAAAAUUAUCCACCGAUCAACAAGUAACGGAGGAUGAAUUUGGAUCCUGGCUGGCUGCUGCUCCUAUCCAUGUCUCUUGAGGUUUGGUCAGUGCCCCUCGACCGCAAUGCAACCCCCCAGGAAGCACAUUCUCCCCAGGAGGACAAACAGGAGGAUAAUGUGGACACAGGCCUAUACUAUGACCGGUAUCUGAGAGAGGUGAUUGAGGUGCUGGAGACAGAUCCCCACUUCAGAGAGAAACUCCAGACUGCCAAUACAGAGGACAUCAAGAAUGGUCGUCUCAGUAAGGAGCUGGACCUUGUGGGGCACCAUGUUAGAACUCGUCUGGAUGAGCUGAAGAGACAGGAGGUGUCUCGCCUCAGGAUGCUGCUCAAAGCCAAACUGGACAGCACCAACACACAGAGUUUACAGAUGGACCAUGCCUCUCUGUUGAAGCAGUUUGAACACCUGGAUCCACACAAUCAGAACACCUUUGAGGCCAAAGACCUUGAGCUGCUCAUCUCAACGGCCACUAAAGACCUAGAGAACUACGAUGCAGAGAGACAUGAUGAGUUCAAACGCUAUGAGAUGCUGAAGGAGCACGAGAGACGGGAGUACCUCAAGGGUCUGGACCAGGAGAAGAGAGAGAAGGAGGAGAAGAGGAUGGAGGAGCUGAAGGAUAAACACCGCAAGCACCCCAAGGUCAACGCUCCGGGCAGUGUAGCUCAACUACGUGAGGUAUGGGAGGAGACUGAUGGACUGGACCCAACAGAGUUUAACCCAAAGACCUUCUUCAAACUGCAUGAUGCGAAUGGAGAUGGUGUUUUAGAUGAGCAGGAACUAGAGGCCCUCUUUGCCAAAGAGCUGGAGAAGGUCUACGACCCAAAGAAUGAGGAGGAUGAUAUGAUGGAGAUGGAGGAAGAGAGGCUGAGGAUGAGGGAGCAUGUCAUGAAGAACGUGGACAUCAAUCAAGAUCGACUCGUCAGCCUGGAAGAGUUCCUUAAAUCAACAGACAAGAAAGAGUUCAACAACCCUAAAGAAUGGGAUACUUUAGAUGACACCAAGCCGGUGUUUACAGAGACUGAGCUCCAGCGGUUUGAGGCGGAACUGCACACCAAGGAGGAGGAGCUGGGUAGGAGGGCGGAGUCUCUUCGUCAGGAGCAGGAUCUGCUGAAGGAGAGGGGCAAGGCCCUGGAGGCCCAGAGACGAGAGUACCAACAGGCAGUGCUAGAGAUGUCUCAGAGGAAGGAGAAACAGGCAGUGCAGGGGCAGCCUCCUACGGGUCCUAACGGAGAACUACAGUUCCACCAAGAGAUGCAGAAACUGGAAGAUCAAGGUGCUAAAGCUCCUGUUGAACAAGAAGUCCAAGAGGCCCAGAAUAACCUGCCUGCAGAACCACCACAGAACCUGCCCAUACACACCUAAUGCAGCACCCUGAUACACAUAGGGUUGCAAUGGGAGGGUAUAUUACUGGAAACUUUCUAAGUUUACCAGUAACCUACCAGAAUUUUUGUAACUUUCAAGGAAUGUAUGGAAUUUUAUCAGAUGACAUCUAUUGUCUUUUUUUGGGACUUCAGAUUAUCACAGGUGUUUGUGAGCAUGGUUACAUGCGCACCAUAAUUUGAUUUUGUUUAAUACAUUUACAUGCUUUGCAAGAAAAAAUGAUUUCCCUAAUAAUCCUGUUUACGUCUGAAAUCAGAUAAAUUCCAAAAAUCAGCAAUCUAAAAAAAUGUUCGACCACAAUGGCCAAACUUUAUAAAAAACGUUUUACUAUAUAUAUAUAUAUAUAGUAAAACAUUUUUUACAUCUGUUUUAGUUCAAGUAUAAAUCACCAAAGCUACCAUAGAUUACCUGUUAUUUACCAAAAUUACAGAGGAUUCCAGUAACUUUGGUAAAAUAGUGGUAGCUGUGCAACCCUAAAUACACACACGCUCUAACAGGAACACAUCUCUUUCACUGACACACAUAUCCAGAUGGGUACAGCAGAUGACAUCAUACAGCACAAGCGCACAACCCCAGUCAGUCAAGCACAUCGUCCCCUGGCACAGUCCCGGUGUUCACCUAUCUUUCUGGUUUACAUUUGAUCUCAAUAAAUUAUUCAACUCACUGGA